This is a messenger RNA of Nerophis ophidion (straightnose pipefish), 4221 nucleotides long. RefSeq names its product ring finger protein 216 (gene rnf216). The record is from RefSeq and is a predicted model, not a curated record. Bases 790 to 3888 code for a protein of 1032 amino acids. Gene Ontology annotation, molecular function: zinc ion binding. The transcript is spliced from 17 exons. Lineage: Eukaryota; Metazoa; Chordata; Actinopteri; Syngnathiformes; Syngnathidae.
UGGUGCAUGGGCAGCACAGUGGUCCUGAGUUUAAUCCCGGGCUGGGGAUAUUUCUGUUUUAAUUGAUUGAUUGAUUGAUUGAAACUUAUAUUAGUAGAUUGCACAGUUCAGUACAUAUUCCGUACAAUUGACCACUAAAUGGUAACACCCGAAUAAGUUUUUCAACUUGUUUAAGUCAGGGUCCACGUUAAUCAAUUCAUGGUACAAACAUACACUAUCAGCAUAAUACAGUCAUCACACAAGUUAAUCAUCAUAGUAUAUACAUUGAAUUAUUUGCAUUAUUUACAAUCCGGGGGGUGGGAUGAGGAGCUUUGGUUGACAUCAGUACUUCAGUCAUCAACAAUGCAUCAACAGAGAAAUGGACCUUGAAACAUUGUAGGUCUUACUUAGCAGGAUAUGUACAGCGAGCAGAGAACAUAGUGAGUUAAGAUAGCAUAAGAACAAGUAUAUACAUUAGAAAAACAUUUGAUUAUUUUCAUUAAGUUAUUUACAAUCCGGGGAGAUGGGAUGUGAAUGGAGGAGGGUUAGUAAAGGGUUGAAGUUGCCUGGAGGUGUUGUUUUAGAGCGGUUUUGAAGGAUGAUAGAGAUUCACUUACUUUUACACUGUGUGGUACUUGCAUGUUGUCCCCGUGACUGCGUGGGUUCUUCUCCGGUUACUCCGGCUUCCUCCCACCUCCAAAACCAUGCAAAUGGGGAAAGGUUGAUUGGCGACACUCAAUUGGCCCAGAUGGUAUCAACUGAACAGUGACCUCUGCAAGCCGGUCCGUGGGGGUGGUGAGUUGUCUUAUCAUGAUGGCGGAUGGAUGCAGCGAUGACGACGUUAUUCACCUGGCAAGUUUCAACGUCCACCGAAGCCAAGGCACCAGCAGCCGCCAGAGGGAGCUCAUCACCAUUUCUGAUGAUUCUGAUGAAGAGGAGGCUGUGCCUUUGGUAACUUGCAGUCCUGUUUUAGUGCCAGACGAUGUUGCGGAAGACGAUGUCAGCAUACUGGAGCAACGAUCUCCUGCACGCCGACUUGUCAUACGGCCACUCGCACCUGCACGCCGACAUGUAAUACGUCCAGCAGCAAAGUGGAACAGGGGCUUAAAAAACUUUCAAGUUGCUGGUCAACACAGUGCAGCGUCUGGAGGACCGAAGGGAGACCCAGACUCGCUCCCCUCUACCUCCAGAGAUACUACUUUCUUAAUGGCAGUCAAGAUGGAGGAAGUAACUAAUCCAAACCUUGCCAAGAACUCAGAGCAGCAAAAAGAUGGUGUAAAGGUAAAGAAUGAAGAUCAAUCCACCUCCCCACCAGCUGUCAAAAUCAAAAGACAUACACAAGCACAAGUUGAGCCUUGCACUUCCGGACCUGCACUGGCUGGCUCUGCGGGACAUUCACUAGUUGAGCCCCAGCCAAGCACCUCGACACAUGCGCUUGCAAAGACACUGCCUUGCUCUUCCACAGUAAAUCAAGACAAGGCUUUCACCAGCACGCAAGACAAUCCUCAGGCAAGUACUUCAUCUGCACAGAAGCCUAAACCUAGCACUUCUGCAAAGCCUCAGCCAAGGGGCAAUGCAGCGUUAGUACCACAGCCUGUACAGGUAAGGAAUAUGGACAUUGUCAUCCUUACACAAAAACCCGUCAUCAAAGCGUCCGCUUUGAUUGCGCCGACUCAGCAGCAGAGCACGCCCAGAGUCACGACACAGCCCUAUGUACAUCCUAUGCAGGGCAAUCUUGUUCAGAUUGAACCCAUACCCCUCGCCCAAGCCCCGGCCCAGGCUGUAGUCCAGCCCGUUCAGGGCCCUCAGAUGGUAACUCACUCUGCAGUUCUGAUAGCCGCUGCCCCAGAAAGGCUGGGACCUCCAGAGGCAGGUCACCGGAUAAUGAUAGGAAGCCAGGCAGCCGGGAAGGCCGGUUCCAAUUCCCAACCACAAAGUGGCGCAUCAAAUGCCGACAUAAACUUGAACCCUCCUGCUCUUCCAGCCCCUUCCAACCCAGAAAAGAUCAAUCCGGCCCCUGGCUUGGUUGCGGUCCCUAUUAUUCCCGUUGACAUUCCCACAAUAGAAGAUCCAAGACCCGGUCCCUCUGUGCCACGAGAGACGCAGCCCCUCGCCAGAACUCUCAUCACUGGUGUCUUGGAUCUCUUCCCAGACAUCCAAGAAGCCUAUGUAGCAGAAUUAAUCCAAACAAAUAAUUUGAAAGACUUGAAUGCUGUAUGUAACCUGCUGUUGGAGAGCCCAGAGUACCCAAAGACAGAGGCUGCAGCGGCUGCAGUAGCGCCCACAAGCAUCCUACUGGAGUCUGGAGACACCGACACAGAAGUAACGGACGACCUGUUUGAUUACACCAACCUGGGUCCUGUGGUUUCAGCCACAAUGAUGCAGGCAGCAGACUUGCUCAUGGCUGAUUUCCGGAUGAUCAGCUGCCAGGACAUUAAAUAUGCCCUUAAUGUCCUGAAGGGACACUAUGCAAUCACACGAAAGGCCUUAUUUGAAGCAGUGAAGAAGUGGCAAGAUUCAGGGGACCCCUCAGGAAAGAGACGACGAAGCAGAGCAUCCUCUGAGCGCUGCUUCAUCGAUUUUCAUUUUGAACACGGUGAGGUGAAAUUCGACAAGAGGAUGUACUUCUUGGAGAAUGACCGCCGCUAUUGCAGGACGUACAGUAAUCUGGACGAUUCUUUAAAAAAGGAGGUUACAUUCUUUCAGCAGAAGGCCAAGGAAUGGGCUGAGCAUGAAGAUUUCCUUCUAGCGCUGCAAGUCAAUGAAGAUGAAUACAAGAAAGAUGGGCAGCUGAUUGAGUGCGGCUGCUGCUACGGGGAAUUUGCCUUUGAGAAAAUGACGCAAUGUUCAGACGGUCACCUUUUCUGUCAAGAGUGCCUCGUCAAAUACGCUCAGGAGGCGGUGUUUGGUACCGGAAAGUCCCAGCUGAGCUGCAUGGAGUCAGGCUGUACGUGCUCGUACCCAGUGGCUGAACUGGAGAAGGUCCUACCAGAGAACAUCCUCUACAAAUAUUACGAGAGGCAGGCGGAGGAGGCCAUCGCUGCAACAUGCGCGGAUGAACUAGUGAGAUGUCCAUUUUGCAACUUCCCGGCCUUAUUGGACAAAGCAAUGUCUCUCUUCAGCUGCCCCAACCCUCGCUGUCGCAAGGAAAGCUGCCGGAAAUGCCACGUGCAAUGGAAGCUGCAUUCAGGAAAGACGUGCAAGCAAGUCUUGGAGAAAGACGAGAUCCGCAUGAGGGUGCUCUUCGAGGAGCGCAUGACGGAAGCCCGUGUCAGAAAGUGUGUCAAGUGCGGCACUGGCCUGGUCAAGUCGGAGGGCUGCAACCGCAUGUCGUGUCGCUGUGGCAGCUUCAUGUGCUACCUCUGCCGAGAGCCCAUUGCUGGCUACAACCACUUCUGCCAGCACGCUCGUUCGCCGGGCGCUCCCUGUCGCCAAUGCAUGAAAUGCUCCCUGUGGACGGAUCCCACGCAAGAUGACGAGCGAAUGAUUCAAAAUAUCCAGAAGGAAGGAGAAGUGCAGCUGAAUAAGAAGUUUUCAGACAAUUUGGGUAAGAAAGUGGGCCCUCCCAUCGAGGCUCCUGUCAUUGAGGUCAAGCGGCCACGUGUGGGUCCGCCACCUGAACCUCAACUUGCGCCUGUGCCGCCGCCCCAUGUGGUCGUACCCCCUCUUCUCCAAGCGGUACAAGGUCCUAUCUUAGUGCCCCAACAUCUGGCCCAGGGUCAGAUGUUUAUGCCACCGGCGCCAUACGUGCCGCCCCCUUUGAAUAACAACCACCAGCACCAGUAUGAACAUUAUCACCACCACCAUCACAAUAACAAUCAUCACGACAACCCUCGUCAGCCGCUUAACUUGCACAUGUUUGACUUGCCCAUGCACUAUGGGCCCGCCCAUCGCCAUUACAGACACUAACACACACACACACACACACACACACAUGGGUGUUUCAGAGCUGAUGUUGUUUUUUCAUGCGCUGGUCUUUUGCUACUAUGCCGCACAUCUUUACUCGUUUCAUUUUUCUUGUGUUCACAUGAAGAAAACAGACUUGGCCUUCUCAUGCUGAAUCAUGUUCUCACUCAUUUUGCCCUUUUUCCACUAAUCCGUUGCGUAAAAAAAAAAAAAAAAAGGAGGGUUCAGGUUCUAAGACUUGUAGCAGAUUUUGUUUCUGUACUGCAAAGAAUCAAGCAUUCCCUUCUGUGCAUUUGAAGCCACGCAGUUUUCUAAUAAAAGUAUGUUGGUAAAGUU